This is a messenger RNA of Closterium sp. NIES-65, 5565 nucleotides long. The record is from the annotation of a GenBank genome assembly. Lineage: Eukaryota; Viridiplantae; Streptophyta; Zygnematophyceae; Desmidiales; Closteriaceae.
AUGGUCACCCCCAAUGUUCUUACUUUUGACGCUGAGGGGAGGGCCAUUGACUUUGCCGUCUGGAUUGAAGACCUGCAGCUGUACUUACUGUGUGAUGCGAUAGAUGAGGUCUCUCUCUUUGACUUUGUCUCUGGAGCUGUCCCUGCCCCGCCUGCUGAUGCUGACUCUGCCGUUCGCUCCAAGUGGGCGACCCGCGAUGCUGCUGCACGUCUUGCUGUGCGUCGCCACCUCCCUUCCUCUGAGCGUGCCCACUUUAGUCAGUGCAAGACCGCUCAGGCCUUGUACGACGCUGUAGUUGCACGCUACUCCUCCCCUUCCUCCGCUGCCCUUAGCCGCCUCAUGCUACCGUUUCUCUUCCCUGACCUCGCUUCCUUUCCCACUGUCGCUGACCUCGUUACCCACCUCCGCGCUAGUGACGCUCGCUACCGCGCUGCCCUUCCUGCUGAGUUCCGCGCCGCAAACCCUCCUCCCAUGUAUAUCACUCUCUACUUUCUCGUCACCCGUCUUCCUGAGUCCCUUCGUGUCGUUAGGGACCAGUUUCUCUCUGUCUGUCCCACCACCCUCACUGUCGACCUCCUUGAGGAGUCCCUGCUAGCGGCUGAGAAGACGGCAGACGCCGCUCUGGCAAGGGCAAGGGGGGCAAGGGAGCGGGUGGAUCUAGAGGAGGCAGUGGUGGAGGAGGUGGGGGUGGCGGGGGGAGUGGGGGUGGCAGUGGAGGUGGUGGCGGGAGUGGAGGUACUAGUGGCGGCGGUGGAGGCGGAGGUGGCGGCGGAGGUGGUAGCGGAGGAGGCGGUGGGAGCGGUGGGAGCGACGGUCCUGGUGGGGGAGGUGGCGGUGGAGACGGGGGUGGCGGUGGAGGCGGGGGUGGUGGUGGAGGCGGGGGUCGGAGUGGCUCGUCCCAGAGGAGCAGCUCUGGGGGUGGUUAGCGCCAGCAGCAGCAGCAGCAGCAGCAGCAGCAGCCGCAGCAGCAGCAGCGCUCUCGCACCGUCCCCGGCCCUCAGCAGCUCCGUGAGUGGCGCCCACACAGCCCGUCGCUGCUUUGGCCGUCUGACCGACGCCUGGCGUCAGCAGUUUCCGGAGGCCGCUGAGAUCCCCCGCUGGGGAGAGCUGUCUAGGGCUGGAGUAGCUAUUUAUGAUCUUGACUUUGAUGCUUUUCUCUCUGCUAUGUAUGCUGUGACUGGUAGUGAUGAGGAUGACUGUUACCGGUCUUUCCCGCCCGACCCGGGCAUUGGUACUGCCGCGUCAGGUACUAGUGAGGCUGCUGCUCUAGGUGCCAGUGCGUCUGUGCUCUCAGGUGCUGGUGAGUCUGCCCUCUCAGGUACUGUGUCGGCUUCGGCCUCUCACACCUUCACCCUUGACUCUGGAGCGUCUCGCUCCUUCUUUAGGGACCGCACCACUCUCACGCCGCUGAGUCGGCCGGUUGCAGUGUCCCUGGCUGACCCCUCUGGGGGGCCGGUCCUGGCUCGCUUCUCCACUGUCCUCCCGUGUCCGGCGGCCCCCUCUGGCACCCUGACUGGUCUCUACCUCCCCUCGUUCUCGACGAACUUGGUGAGUGGUGCUGACCUCCAGGAUGCGGGUGUCCACCAGUUCACCCCUGCUCGUCAGCGGGUGACCCACUGCACGGAGGAGGAUACAGGUCGCCACCUGGCUACGUUUACACGUCGGCCAGGGUCGAGCCUGUACACACUGACCACUGCUUCUCCUCCAGGUGCUGAGUCUGGUAGGGUCCCUUCGUCUGGUCAGGUGUUUGCUGCAGCGUCCAGGUCUGGUCCUGAGUCUGCCCCCUGCUCGUGUCGUCGUCUGUCUCACGAGACCCUCCUCUGGCACCACCGCCUUGGCCACCCCUCUCUGCUUCGGCUCAGAGGCAUGGCCUCGCGAGUCCAUGUGUCUGGUCUUCCCCGGUCUCUCCCUCCCCUUCCUCCGGGCCCUGGCCCCACCUGUGUCCCCUGUGUCGAGGGGCGCCAGCGUGCUGCCCCUCACUCCUCCCAGUUUCCUCCCACAGAGGCCCCGUUGCAGACGCUUCACAUGGACGUGUGGGGCCCAGCCCGCGUCCGUGGACAGGGUCAGGAGCGCUACUUCCUGCUGGUGGUUGACGACUACUCGCGUUACACCACAGUCUUCCCCUUGCGCAGCAAGGGUGAGGUCACUGAGGUGCUGAUCGACUGGAUCCGCGCAGCUCGUCUCCAGCUUCGGAGGAGCUUUGGCUCUGACUUCCCUGUUUUGCGUCUGCACUCGGACAGAGGUGGAGAGUUCUCCUCCGGCCUCCUGAGUGCCUACUGUCGUGUGCGAGGCAUCCGUCAGACCUUCACGCUUCCGGACUCACCGCAGCAAAAUGGGAUUGCUGAGCGCCGCAUUGGCAUGGUCAUGGACGUCGCUCGUACGUCCAUGAUGCAUGCGGCUGCUCCCCAUUUUCUGUGGCCGUUUGCGGUCAGGUACGCUGCGCACCAGAUCAACCUCCACCCCAGGGUCUCUCGACCGGAGACCUCCCCAGCCCUGCUGUGGACGGGGAAGGUUGGCGAUGCGUCGGCGUUCCGGGUCUGGGGAUCUCGGGCGUUUGUUCGCGACCUGUCUGCGGACAAGCUGUCCCCUCGUGCUUCUCCCUGCGUCUUCCUGGGGUUCCCCCCCGACGCCCCUGGGUGGCAGUUCUACCACCCCACCUCUCGACGUGUUCUGUCCUCCCAGGACGUCACGUUCGACGAGUCGGUGCCCUACUACCGCCUCUUCCCCUACCGCACUCCGUCCCUCCCCCCACCCCCGCUCUUCUUGGUACCAGGUCCCCCCCCGGUAGUCCCCCUCCCCCCUCAGGGUCCUGCCCCUUCAGGUGUGUCCCAGGUAGACGCGGUCGAGCCUGUCGAGGUCACUGGUGACUCUGGUGCUGCUGCGGGAGCUGAGCCUGGGGGUGCUGAGCCUGGGGGUGCUGAGCCUUGGGGUGCUGUGCCUAGGGGUGCUGAGCCUGGAGGUGCGGAGUCUGGGGGUACUGUGCCUGGGGGUGCUGGGCCUGGGGGUGCUGAGCCUGGGGGUGCCGUGCCUGUAGGUGCUGUGUCUAGGGGUGCUGAGCCCGGGGGUGCUGUGCCUGGGGGUGCUUCGUCUCGCCGGGAGCCACUCUCCCCACAGGAGCUGCGUGAGUGGUUUGCCGGGCGCUGGAGGCGUGCUGCUGGUGCUGGUGGUUCUUCGACUGCAGAGGGCACUGCUGCUGCGCGCCCCGCCGGUGCUCGUACUGUGGGUGCUGGAGCUGCUGAGUCUGAGAGUUCUCCUGGAGCUGGUCCUGCUGAGGGUGUUGGCGCUGAGCCUGCCGUUGGCGGCCCGACUGACAGUGCUCCUGGUGUUGCGGCUGGAGGUUCUGGUGCUGCUGGAGGUGCUGCUGGAGUGGGUGCUCCUGCCGGGGCUGCUGGUGCUGUUCCUGCUGUUUCUAGCGUCGCCGCGCGGCCCCGACCGUACUUCGUUCCGCUCCUGCAGCAGGUUCUUGGUCUUACACCUCCUCCUCCUCCCUUAGAGGGUCCGCAGCCUGUCCGGUCACAGCCACAGCUACAGCCUGCCUCCCCUUUGCCUGCUCCUUCUCCCUACGCUGGUCCGACUGGAGGUCUUACUAAGCGUCGUGAGCCUGCGUCUCGUCCUGUGUCGCCUGUUCGUACUGAGCGCGCUAGUGGUCGCGGGUCGCGUCAGCGUCCUCCUCCUGUCCCUGGCACGCACCGGAUGUCACUGCGUCCGUCCACUGCUCCUCUGCGUGCCCCUUUGCCUUCUCCUCCUGCUUCCUCUCUUCCUGCUCUUGCCGACCCGGAGUCGGACGCUCUUCGUGCUGCCAGUCCUACUGUCACGCGUCUCCUGGCUACUGCUGUCACUGACCCCUCCUUCGAGUCGUCUGCUGCGUCUGCCCUUGUCACUGAGCUUGUCGACUUUGCUGCGCGCUGUCGUCUAGACUACGCUGCUCGUCUUGUCACUGAGUCUGAGUCCGCCUGUCCUCCGUCCGUCGGGGGUGAGUGUGCCCUUGGCACGGACGUCCUUGAGGACAGGCAGGAGGAGUUCCAGUGUCUGGCCGCCGCUUCACCUCGUCUCGCGUCUGUACUGCUAGCCCCUGAGGGAGACCCGGAUGCACCAGACAUCCCGACUCCGCGCUCUUACGCGGAGGCGAUAGAGGGUCCCUACUCCUCUCAGUGGCAGGCAGCUAUGGAUGCAGAGAUGGCUUCCUGGAAGUCCACAGGCACCUACGUUGACGCUGUUCCCCCUCCUGGGGCAAACAUCGUCAGUGGCAUGUGGAUUUUCAGGGUAAAGCGGCCGCCGGGUUCUCCGCCUGUCUUCAAGGCGCGUUACGUGGCUCGUGGCUUCAGUCAGCGGCAGGGGGUUGACUACUUUCAGACCUUCUCCCCCACCCCGAAGAUGACCACUCUUCGGGUUCUGCUACACGUUGCUGCUCACCGUGACUACGAGCUUCACUCUCUCGACUUCAGCACAGCUUUCUUGCAGGGCAGCCUGCACGAGGAGAUCUGGCUGCGUCGCCCACCUGGCUUCACUGGGUCUUUCCCUCCUGGUACCCAGUGGAGUCUCCGGCGUCCAGUCUACGGUCUCCGCCAGGCGCCACGUGAGUGGCACGACACACUGAGGACUACGCUCGCGGCACUUGGGUUUGCUCCUUCCACUGCCGACCCGUCGCUGUUUCUGCGCACCGACACCUCUCUGCCGCCGUUCUACAUCCUCGUGUACGUCGACGACUUGGUCUUUGCCAUAGCUGACACUGCUGGACUCGCCUACUCACACAUGGUGCAGCAGGUCCUUCAGCGCUUCGGCUUCACGUACUCCUCGCCUCAGGCCACUCCUCUGCCUACUCGCCACUCGCUCUCAGCUCUGCCUUCGGAUGAGUCCGUAGAGUCGAGUGGCCCGUACCCAGAGCUUGUUGGCUGCCUCAUGUACCUGAUGACCUGCACACGACCUGACCUCGCAUACCCUCUUAGCAUUCUCGCACGCUUUGUUGCUCCUGGGAGACACCGACCAGAGCACAUGGCUGCAGCGAAGAGGGUGUUGCGCUACUUGUGCAGUACGUCGGGCAUGGGGCUAGUGCUUGGAGGGCGCAGUCCAGUGGUCCUCACUGGGCACGCAGACGCUUCUUGGGCUGACGACCAGGCUACGCAGCGGUCGUCACAGGGUUACACCUUCAGCCUUGGUUCCGGCUCUGUCUCGUGGCGGGCUACCCGCUCGUCUUCUGUUCUCGGCUCCAGUUGUGAGGCUGAGAUCUACGCUGGGGCUAUGGCUGCACAGGAGUUACGCUGGCUCACCUACCUGCUGACCGACCUUGGAGAGCAGCCUCGUUCUCCUCCAGUCCUGUACGUAGACAACAAGGCCAUGCUGGCCUUGUGUCGAGAGCAGCGACUGGAGCACAGAACGAAGCACAUUGCUCUUCGCUACUUUCUUGCUCGUGAGCUACAGCAGCGUGGACAGCUGCGACUUGCGUACGUGGCCUCUGAGGCCAACACUGCUGAUGUCUUCACCAAGGCAUUUGCGCCUUGUGAUCAUCAGCGUUGCUGCACGCAGUUGGGUCUUGUGCCUGUCUUGCCUCACUUGCUCUCCUCUUGA